This is a messenger RNA of Physcomitrium patens, 2302 nucleotides long. NCBI's taxonomy places the organism in Eukaryota, Viridiplantae, Streptophyta, Bryopsida, Funariales, Funariaceae. The record is from RefSeq and is a predicted model, not a curated record.
UGGAUAAGAAAAGCUGCAUUCAUCCGCAGUAGGCGCAGCUUGGCAGCGAUGAGAGAAACAGCGCGAAGAAACACGUCGAAGACUCGGCAUCGCCUUCGGAUACUAUUCAAGGGUAAGCAAGCGUAAGAGGAGCCAUGCGUGGUGUGCAAGUUACAACCCCAGUCGGCUGGAGAGUGGAUGAUGGAGAGCAUCUGUUCACAGCCGUACUUGGCGCAGCACCACAGCGUCGUCAACUCGGCAGCGGGCCACAAGGACGUGGUAUCGAGAAGAGAAUUUUAAAUGGGAUUAUCAGUCUUCCUCAAGCUCUGAGCUUCACCACGGCAUUGGCUUCACCGGCAUUGAGGGACUGUCCGAGUUGGGUAGGGUUUUCAAAGUGCAUCUUGUCACUUAGUUUCGGUAGGAUAUCUAGGGUCGGUCCCGUAAGAGUUAGAUGUGCGGCGGCUAGUUCACCUCGUGGGAGAGAGAGGCUUAGUGGAAAAAAUAUGGCGAACGAGGAGGCUCUCGCCGCGAAAUUAGCUGAGAUGACGCUGAUGAAGAAGGAGCAAUCUCCGCAAGAGAAGCCUCUAUUCUCGUUCGGAGUGAUUACCGAUAUUCAAUAUGCUGACAUUGACGAUGGGAAAUCCUUCCAAGGAGUGCCGCGGUACUACCGGCACGCAUCUGAAGUAUUGGAGAGAGCAGUGGAUGCAUGGAACAAGCACGGCAACCUCGCAUUCGCAGUCCACUUUGGUGACAUUGUGGACGGAUUCUGCCCCAAGGAGCAAUCCAAACAAGCGUUCGAACGCAUCUUAUCUGAGCUCGCCAAUUUCGAAAGAGGUCCCGUCUAUCAUAUGCUGGGCAACCACUGUCUCUACAACCUACCGCGCCAAGAGUUGAACCAAUUCCUCAACAUCCCCACCUCGGGCUUGCAUUCUUACUACUCCUUCAGUCCCAAUAAUGAAUUUUUGUUCGUUGUUUUAGAUGGCUACGAUGUGAGCGCUCUGGGCUGGCCAGCGGACCACCCCCACACCGCGGCCGCAAUGGAGCUCUUGAACACACGGAAUCCCAACAAGGAGAAGAACAGUCCGGAGGGGCUCGUCGGUGUAGAGCGCAGGUUUGUGAAGUUCAACGGCGGUGUCGGGGAUGAGCAGCUCGCAUGGUUGGAAAACACUCUGCGCGAGGCGCAAGAAGCGCAACAGAAGGUUAUCAUUUGCUGCCACUUGCCAAUGGACCCAGGCGCAUCGUUUCCUUCCGCUCUGCUCUGGAAUUACGACGCUGUGUUGGCGGUUGUGCACAAGUUCAACUGCGUGGUGGCGUGCUUUGCCGGACACGCCCAUGAGGGCGGACAUUCUGUGGACUCUCAUGGCGUGCAUCACCACGUGCUGGAAGCGGUGCUGGAGUGCCCUCCCGGCUCGGAUGCGUAUGGCUAUGUCAACGUUUUCUCUGACCAUCUCUCGCUUUGCGGGACGGAUCGCAUGCGUUCUUACGACAUGAACUUCCAGAGCUCAGGAAUGCACCCCUCUCAUUCUUUGAAUUGAAGACUGUGGAUUCAGCCACAGACGUGUACCAUAUAAUGUUUCUUUCGACUUAUCGAAAACUAUUGAGAAUCGAUCACAACGGUUUGUCAGUGGUCUUGUUUUAUGCGUUUGGAAAAACACUAUUUAUAGGUUCUCAAAGCAUCCCCUCCAUGUGCUCUCAAAUGCUAGAAACUUAUUGAUCUUCAAACCUGUGCUGGAAACUUCACGCUGCAGUGCAGAGCUUUCAAGAACCUGCAAGAUUUGUGUAAGACCGUCGUUUGGUACUAAACUUGUGCCGGAAGAUGCUGUCCCGUGCUUCUGUCGGAGUGUCAGCUGCAAACUGCACCCAUCCACAUGCUGGAAACGACACAUCCAGACACCAUGUUCCUGCAGCGAAACGUAUUAUGACAAGACCUUAAAUUCUUUAUUCAGUUUAUUAUGUGCUGCCAUACCUUAUGGCGCGUUCGAGUCUUCUUCAAUUAAACCUGCUAGGAGUUUUAUUGCUGCCAGUGUUCGGAGUCUUCAAUAGUCUUCAGUUUUAGCGACACCGAAGAGCAUCAUCAAUCUGGUGCCUUUGCAGGUCCAUCUUCAUGUCGUUGCUCAUUUUGUGUGUCACCUGUUUCACAUUUUUGUUGGUGCUCAUGCUCAGUCAGUGAGUAUUGACAAAUGCUGUGAUGUUUUACAGUUUUUGAGGAUGCUUUACUCUGUUGAAAUGCAACAAAAAACCUUGUAGAAGUGAAUUUGAAGCCUAAUGUGUUUUAUUUGUAUACGAUUCUGCUAGGUUGAGAGGAAUAAACAUACUUUUGAUA